CUUUCUGAUAACGCCCCUAUGUCAGCCGACGCCUAUAUGAUCUUCACAAGGUAUGACUUGACAUUUCCUGGAAUUUCCGUCAUAGGUGUUGCCACCCUUGAUACUCUGUGCACAAACAUCCCUGUGAGCAUUACCCAAAACAUCCUUGGUGGUUCUGUUGGGGCACUUGCUGCUCAUGAACUUGGACACAUCUUGGGUUUACGACAUGACUCCGACAUUGGCUGCAACGACACCGACCGCUUUGUAAUGUCAGCUACUAGUGUAUUACGACUCCCCUCUCCUCUCGCUCCGUCUAAUCUCUGGACCUUCUCGUCAUGUUCUGUGGAGACUUUAAAGACUACUCUAUCUACUGCUCAAAGCGCUUGUGCUCUCAACACCUCCAUAUCCGGUUCUAUUCUUUCAACGGACGGACGACGCGCAGGUCAAACGAGUAAUAGCGAUCAGCAGUGUGUAGCACUACGGGGACCUCAGUCGAGGUUUUGCAGGGCUGUCUCACCUUACGAAAAUGGAAACAAUUUUGACUCGAUGUGCCGGGUUCAGUACUGUUUUGGAGGUGGAAACCUGUGCUAUGGGAUGAGUCCCUUAGAACAUACAUCAUGUGGCGAUAAGAAGUGGUGUGAACGUGGGGUGUGUGUCUCCAAUGCUGCAGCUCCAGCAAAAUCAGCCAAGUGUCCUCAAGGGGAUCGUCCGGGGUAUGGUUGUCAAGCGUCGAAAUGCGCGACCUACGCAGCAUUCCAGCUGCUGUUGUGUUGUGCCACGUGCGCUGAACAGAUUCCUCAGAAAACGACCACAGUGAGAUUCGUCGUUUUCCAAACCUUACCCGGCGUCCAAUUAUUCGGAUAGACAAACCAAUGAACCGGAUGACAUAUUUCAGUCUACUUGUCGACUGUAUUUAGAUAUUUAUCAAGGAUGUUUUGAAAUUCUGCAAUGAUGUGUGACACAUUUACAUAUCAACACAUUUAACUGUAUUUGCAAUAAUAUUAGGUGUUAUUAUAUUCGUAUUGUUCUCAGUGACGUAGAUAAUGCCAUGAUUCUAACUUUCCCAUAAUUGUAAAACUAUUCUUAAUACAGGCUCAUCUGUAAAUGUCAGAUGCAAAUGUUUCUGUGACGUACACAGCCACUGUGUUAAAGGAUUAAUCAAAUGUUAUCCCUGUUGUGAUGAGUCCUUCGUCGGUACAAAAUGAUGCCAGUGUUACCGUGGUCAGUGUUGAAUUUCUUAAUCUUCGAAUUCAUGAGUGGGAUUUGUUUGCUUGUUACUUGUCGCCACAUUGAGCAAUAAAACAGCUAUAUGAUGGUGGUCUGUGAAUAGCCGAGUCUGGACCCGAGAAUCCAGCGAUUGAUAUUGUGAGCAACAAUUCACACCGUUGUGGUACGAUGACACACAAUCAUGAAGUCACCAAACCUAAAUAGUCGAUCGAUUUAGUCAUAUCUUACAACCAGCAUAGGUUGCUGGGGACAAAUUCUAACCCGGAAUCCCAACGACUGUAACUUAACGUCACUUUGGAAAGUGAGGUCGGCUGUAAUUUUCCAGAAUACCUUAGGAGAAAAUGUUGUCUGUAUUUCAUGAAAACUGGAAAUUCUGACUUGAUGUGUGACACAUUUAUAUAUCAACACAUUUAAUAUAAUAUUAUUGGUUCAAUAGUCUUUUCCUAUGUUCGAAGUCAGUGUUUUGGAUAGCACGACACACGUACAAGAAGUGAUUUUGUCCAAGCUCAAUGAUUAUGACAAAGACAUAUACUUCAGAAUCAUUAUUGUACAUAUAAACUCAAUAUACACGAACGGAAAAA
Haliotis rufescens (red abalone) is the source of this 1787-nucleotide messenger RNA. RefSeq names its product A disintegrin and metalloproteinase with thrombospondin motifs 17-like. Gene Ontology annotation, molecular function: metalloendopeptidase activity. The record is from RefSeq and is a predicted model, not a curated record. The transcript is spliced from 8 exons. Lineage: Eukaryota; Metazoa; Mollusca; Gastropoda; Lepetellida; Haliotidae. Gene Ontology annotation, biological process: proteolysis. The coding region runs from base 19 to 843 and encodes 274 amino acids.